Molecule: messenger RNA, 1449 nt
Organism: Lichtheimia ornata
Lineage: Eukaryota; Fungi; Mucoromycota; Mucoromycetes; Mucorales; Lichtheimiaceae
Exons: 6
Coding region: 1-1449 (482 amino acids)
Biological process (GO): regulation of transcription by RNA polymerase II
Cellular component (GO): nucleus
Molecular function (GO): double-stranded DNA binding; transcription coregulator activity
Source: RefSeq, a predicted model, not a curated record
AUGCGUCAAGAAGAUUAUCCUCCUGGAACUAUUGUCUUUGCAAAACUAAAGGGUUAUCCAUGGUGGCCAGCCAGAAUUGAAGAUGAGAGGCGAGUUCCAGCCAAGGUUAUGAAGCAAAAGUCCACCAAAUCCAAACAACCAGUAUGGACCGUAUUCUUUUUUGGCUCAAGAGACUAUGGUUUCUUUGGACCAGAAAUGAUCAGGCCAUUUGAUCCUGUUGCUGUGGAACGCGACAUGAAGGCGAAAAAGUUCAAGACAAGGGAAUUGGAGAAUGCGGUUCGCCAAGCUUUGGAUCCGUCAUUAUUGGAAGAGGAGGAACAAGAGGAUGAUGAAGAAGAAGAGGAUGAAGAGGAAGAGGAAGAGGAGGUCAUCACCACCAAAAAGACAACGAGAGGACGAUCAAAGGCAUCGCCUGCCAAGAAUGCCAAUGCUGGAAAGAAAAAGGCGGCACCAAAGCGAUCAAAGAGUCGAUCCAAGGAUGAGGAUGAGGAAGAAGAGGUCGAAUCGAGUCCUGCCAAAGCAAAGAGACGAUCACGCAAAUUGGAAGAAUCAGACAAGGAUGCUAUUCAUGAAACGGAUACUGGUCGAAAGAAAAGGCGCAAAUCUGUCUCUUCAUCGGAUAAGGAAGAAGGUCGCGUUAGCCCUGCCGCAUCUCAACGCAAUACGAGUGGUGAGCCUGAAAAGCCAAAGGAUGAAGCAGCUGAAUAUGAUAAGGAGCGUAUGAGAAUGUAUCGAUUGCGACACAAAUUGCAAAAGUUGGUCUAUCAAAAGAAGCCGGGUGAGAUUUCCAAGGAUGAAUAUCCAUAUAUAUCCCAGGUUCUCAAGAGUGUAGAAGAAUCAAACAUGACGCCACAACUGCUACGGGACACCAAAAUUGGACAGGUUGUCAAGUCAGCUGGAUUAUACGUGUAUGAGGACGACGUUGAAUACAACAUCCAAGCACGCGCUAAGCAACUUAUGGCUCGUUGGAGAGUAUCAUUUACAUCGGCAGCUGCACGUCAACAGGCAACUGGAACAGAGAAUGGUAGUAAUGGCAACAAGUCGACUUUGACCACUGGCACUGCAUCGGCUACACCUGAGCCUCAACCAAAAGAAGAAACAAAGAAGCAAGAUACCAUGCAGGCGAAUGAAUCGUCCGCAACAGCUGUUGAAACUACUACACCUUUCAACAACAACAAUGAAACAACAAUACAAUCAGAAGGAACAAGAACCAAUGGUCAAGUUGAGAACAAGGAGGAGCAAAGCAGCAGCACUGUUGGUGAUGGUGAUAAUGGCAUCAAUGGUGGUAAUGGAAUCAAAGCAGAGGCUAUGGCUGUGGAUGGUGAUGAUGAAGGAGGAUCCAAACCAGCCGCACCUGUAACGACUGCAACCCCAACCACAACUACUACAACAGCACCAACAGCAGCAGCAGCAGCAUCCGUGGAUACUGUUAUGCAGGAGGCCUCCUGA